UAACCUAUUUAUGUAGCUAGCUUCAUUAACGUAGCUAACGAUGCUGCCUGGUAGGAAGGCGUACGUUUAAAGAAGGGCGUUUAUUUUUCCGUAUUGAUGUUUGGUAGCUAGCAUUAAACGAUGGAGAUUCUGCAAGACAACGAGGAACAACAAAUGAAGUACAAACGCGGAGGUCGUUUGGACAUGAGCCACGGUUUUCUACACCAUAUUCGUCGUAACCAAAUUGCCAGAGAUGACUACGACAAGGAGGUGAAACAGGCCAAGGAACGUCAGCGGCGGAGACCCACUACCACCCCGAGACGACCGCGCCGGCCUGACAUUCAAGUGUACCACCCUCGGCGCCGGAACGGAUCAGAACCGGGCGCAGGCGCGGAAGCGGAGGAGUGGAACGAAAGCGGGUCGAGCACGGAACCGGAGCCCCCGGCCACAGAACUGUUCUGGCUGGACUACCAGGCCGACAGCGGCCGCCUCACCUCCUUCAUCGUUCACAAGGAGGACAAGCCGGAGAGGAUAGUGGACAGGGUGGCGGAGGAGAACGUUCUGGACUCCGGCAUGAGGAUGGUGCUGCAGGCCCGCGUUAAAGAGGAGAUGGACAAGAGGCGGGACAAACGCUGAGCCGAGAUCCCCUGAUUGGAGGAGAGAAGACCUGGGGCGGGCUGGGAUUGAGGGGUGGGAGCGUGAUCAGGAGCGGUGAAGAGUUGGGGGGAGGGGAGUGAAAGGGUGAAGUGAGAGAUGCCCCGUUUGUGGUUCUGCAGCAUCAUGCCCUCCUGUACACGGCGAUGUGACCGCUGCUGUGCAACAGCCAAUAGGGAACGAGGACUCUUGCAUGGAUGGAAACCGGAGGGCAGGCAUCCCUCUCAGGGAACACAAGCCCCACGAUACUUUCUCUUUUUCUUUCAUUGUUUUUUCUUUUUCUCCCUCCAUCCCUGGCACAUCCGUCCUUGGAGGGCUCGUGUCGCAUGGAGGUGUUGGUGUGAAGGAGAGGAUCUGCCUCGCUCCAGAACUCCCCUGGUGGUGGAGCGGUGGCUGCUCUGUGCCCUGAGGUGACCUCAUCGCCGGCAGCAGGCACAGAGGUCUGUCCGAAAGUCUUUGGACGUCUCCUGGGUGCAAAGAUUCUGUCCUGCCGUCCCCCCACCAGACCAGACCCCCCAACACCCUGCACUGAAAACUUCCCAGGAUCCUCUCUGAGCCAGACCCUUUCCAAACCACACAAGACCCAACGGUUGUCAUCGCUUUGGGUCGGUGCACCCUCAUCAACAGCCGUUGGGUGUAUUUGGCAUUUCGGUUUUUUUUUUUUAAUAAUUAUUUUUUUAUGAAACAUUGGUUUUUGAUUAUGUACUGUUGUUGUAUUUAGCUUUAUCACAUGUAUAUUACUUAAAGAAUUGAUUAAUUGUAGUUUGGAUAACUUUGCAUAAAAGGGAAUAAUGUUACUGAAAUAUAUACAGAUUUUCUCUCAAAAGGGGACAUUGCAGAUCUCCUGUUAAGGGACGAAAGGAAUGGUAGAACUUCUGUUCGUGGAUAGACAAGGACAGAGUUGGUCAGGUGACCAAUUAAUUUCAGCCUGGGGUGUCAGAAGAUGAAGCAAAGUGGUAAAUACAACCUAGAUCCAGUCUCCUAGGAAAUGUGAACAGUUUAUUCUUUUCUUUUCAUACAUUUAACUUUGAUUAGUAUAUUUACUGACAUGUUGCUAUGGUGUUGCUCUUGGUCUAACAAACCUUCUGAAUAUAGACAUUUACAUAAUUAAAAUAUCUUGAUUAUA
This is a messenger RNA of Anguilla rostrata (American eel), 1759 nucleotides long. RefSeq names its product chromosome 10 C2orf68 homolog (gene c10h2orf68). The record is from RefSeq and is a predicted model, not a curated record. The coding region runs from base 121 to 615 and encodes 164 amino acids. NCBI's taxonomy places the organism in Eukaryota, Metazoa, Chordata, Actinopteri, Anguilliformes, Anguillidae. The transcript has 4 exons.